AUGGCGUCUGAAGUGGAUAUCAGGACGUUUACGAGGCGCAGACUGAGGGACGAGCCUGAUCUCAGUAAACUGACUCUAGGCAUUUUAAGGCGGCAGUAUUUGGCAUACAUCGGCCAUGAGUCCUUAAGUCCAGAGGCCAGAAAUUUGAUGAAGAGGGUGGUUAAAGAGGAACUGAUGAAAAUGCAGGACCGUGACCAUGGUGUCAACAAAUCUGAGAAUACCCUAAAAAGGAAGAGGAAAGAAAAAGACAUCAGUGAAAUAACAGUUGACGAAUCAAAGACAAAGAAAAUCCAUCAUCAGUCAAGCUCUUCAGAGAACACAGACACUGACAUGGAAAAAGGUGGAAAUGACGAGACGAAAAUAAAGGUGGAAAAAGACUUGAAAACAGAAAGUGAGGAAAGCGAGGAUGACGAGCAACCUAACCAGACUGGAGAUGUAAAACGAAGAACAAUAAAAUCGAAUUAUCAGACACACAGAGUCGACGAGGAUAGUACAGGAGAGGAAACGGAUGAAUCAACAGAAUAUAAGCAGGGUAAAAGGUUUGGAAAAAGCAACUCUGACGAUGGCGGUCAGACACAGAAGGUACAGAGGAGGCCAAAUACUAUGGAAAAUGGAAAGAAGAGAAGCAGGAAUACAAGCGAUGGAAAAAAGCCUUCAACAACACAGGGAGAUGAAGAUGAAACUAAUGGCAAGAGAGAAAAGACUCACAAGCGUGACAGCUGUGCUACCGCAGAAGGUGACGGUGAGAAAGAAAAAAAAUUAUCAACGGAAAGCCGAAAAGGUGAGCUUGCUGAGGACUCUGAUUCGUCUUCGCUCCCAUCUCUUGACGAUGAGAAGGACAGCGAAAGAGCAAAGACUCAAGAAGGGAAGAAGGCAACUGGGAAAAAAGUAAUAGUGAGCAAAAAGGUUUCCAGAAGAGAAAAUGAAGAUGAUAAAGCUAUAGUACGGCUGAAACGCUACAUCGCCCUCUGUGGUGUGAGGCGUAAUUAUAAGCAGCUGCUAGAUGGCAGUCGCUCCAUUCGUGCCAAAGUGGCUGUUCUGAGGAAAGAGCUUGAAAGUCUCGGUGUCCAAGGUCAACCAUCAAUUGCGAAAUGUAAAAAAGCUCGUCUAAGGAGGGAAGAAGCCGAAGAGCUCGCUGCACUUGAUAUCAGCAAUAUCAUCACCACACAAGGUCGACCCAAACGGAGAGGAGCAACAGCAUGGCAUGUUCCUCCAUCCUCUUCAUAUAAGCGCAUGUUGAACUCGAGCUCCGACAGUGAUGAGAACAACCAAACAGGCAGAGGGUGCAAGCGAGCUACGAACUGGGACAACCUGCAGGGUAUUAUUAGUGAUGAUGGAGACAGCAGCUGACCGGGGCAUUGGUUUGGCUAUGGAUGGGCCACUUGGACACAGGCAUUGUUUUUCUAGUGUAAGAGUGUUAAAGUUACUAUGCCUUUAAGGGAAAGACUCACAAACAGUCUUACAAUGUAUGCCAUGAGAGAAUACAUUUUUGCCACAAUUGAGUCAUCAUUUAUGAAGAAAGAUUUAAUUGCAAAAGUUUUACCCAUGAUUAGGGUUUUGUGACUGUAUUUGGGGAAAAGUUGUUAGAUAUGUUGGGGAACGAAUAGAUUUGAUGACUUAAAUGUAUGUACAUCCUUUCUCUGUAUUUUAGAAACAUUUGUUAUAA
Molecule: messenger RNA, 1666 nt
Organism: Lampris incognitus (smalleye Pacific opah)
Lineage: Eukaryota; Metazoa; Chordata; Actinopteri; Lampriformes; Lampridae
Gene: hirip3
Product: HIRA interacting protein 3
Exons: 8
Coding region: 1-1350 (449 amino acids)
Cellular component (GO): nucleus
Source: RefSeq, a predicted model, not a curated record